AUGGGUAAACAAUAUAUAUCAACAGUAAGCGCAUCACAAGCACAUAAGUCGGAUGUACUAGGCUUAGAGAUUACACCACGGUAUACGAUUUCAGUAUCGAGUGACGGGUAUGCCAAAUUCUGGGAUAACAAGAAGGAUGAAGUACACAAUCCAAAAGAAUUUGUACAGUCGGUGUUUAUUGACAAGAGUGGCGUGCACCAUUUAGCCGUUUACGAGAAUAAAAUACCAAGCUCAACCAUAAAGGUGACCAUUGUCGCAUUUGCAUGUUUCAAUGGGCUGAUCAAAUUUAAACAAUAUGUCAAUGAUGAUUUAACCACCUUGGAGGAUUGCGAUCUCGAAUUGAGCAAAAGUUGGGUACCUGGGUUUUAUAUUGAUCCUGAAUCAAAACAGGACUACUUUAUAGUAAACAAGAUGAAUGGAGUUACUGAAGUGUACACAGUUGCAGCCACCGCAGAUGGGGACAAAAUUCGUUCUAUAUUCACUAAGUAUGGUGAUUUACGAAAUGGAGCAUCACCAAACGCAUCAUCAUCUUCAUCGUCGCCAUUUGCAAUUUCCCUUGCUGUCAAUAAAACCGACAACAAAAAAUGUGCCGUGGGAUAUAUUAAUGGAGAUGUUCUCCUCUAUGACUUUCAAAAUCUAAAGGUUGUCUACACAUUCAGAUCAACUGAUUUAGUAGUCAGCAGAAACCCAAAAUUCAACUCAUCAUCAUCGAUACCUCGUGUAAUUGCAUUCUCACCUGGUGGUACGCUACUAGCAGUAGCAAGGGAUAACCAAGCUGCGGGUUCAAUCACAUUGUACGAUGUUCAAUAUGGCGAAAAUGUCGGAACAUUGGCAACUCCUUCACAUUCAGCCAAAAGUGUUGUUGGUGGAUUCGCCCACCAAGGAUGGAUCUUGGGUCUCGAUUUUGACGAAGAAGGGAAAAAUUUGGUGUCUUGUGGAUUCGAUAAAUGUGUACGAGUAUGGAAUUUAGAAAAUAGUGAACGUGAAGCAACGAUAAAUAUUUCGAUUACCGAUUUGGAUGAUGCUACUAAUGAUGAUCAGCAGGAUGAGAGUGUUGCUAGCGGUGUCAAGUUUAUUGGCAAAGGUGUCAGAGGGGGAGCUGGUGGUGAUAGCAAUGAAGGUAUUUGUGUUGUUAGCUUCGAUAGAGGUAUUAGAUGGUAUAGAGAAGCAGGUGGUAUAUAG
This is a messenger RNA of Lodderomyces orthopsilosis Co 90-125, 1182 nucleotides long. It is a transcript of the gene SKI8, whose product is annotated as SKI complex subunit WD repeat protein. The coding region runs from base 1 to 1182 and encodes 393 amino acids. The transcript has a single exon. NCBI's taxonomy places the organism in Eukaryota, Fungi, Ascomycota, Pichiomycetes, Serinales, Debaryomycetaceae. Gene Ontology annotation, cellular component: Cdc73/Paf1 complex. The record is from RefSeq and is a predicted model, not a curated record. Gene Ontology annotation, molecular function: protein binding.